Carcharodon carcharias (great white shark) is the source of this 7235-nucleotide messenger RNA. RefSeq names its product zinc finger protein 536 (gene znf536). Gene Ontology annotation, molecular function: RNA polymerase II cis-regulatory region sequence-specific DNA binding; DNA-binding transcription factor activity, RNA polymerase II-specific. Lineage: Eukaryota; Metazoa; Chordata; Chondrichthyes; Lamniformes; Lamnidae. The transcript has 8 exons. Gene Ontology annotation, biological process: regulation of DNA-templated transcription. Gene Ontology annotation, cellular component: nucleus. Bases 477 to 4673 code for a protein of 1398 amino acids. The record is from RefSeq and is a predicted model, not a curated record.
GUCAUUUUAUCGCUGAUUACUUCUCCUAAGCGCCGGAGCUGUGACUGAUGCUUGUGACCCACUGUCCAUGAGGAUUUAACCUCAGAAUCUUGACGAGAAAAUACUUUCAUAGUGUUUUUUUUAAGUGCAAGAAAAUGAUCAAGUCAAUCAUGUGGACAUGCUUCAUUAUUCAUUGAACACAAUCUUUUACAACGCUUCAUUUACGUGCAGGAGUUUCUCCAACGCUUUGCUUUUAACAUUAAGAUUACUUGCUAUGACGUACCGCCAUCGAGUUGUGGGAAGUUCUGGGAUUUGAAUCUUGGCAUGAUCGCUGUCAGAAUUGUUCUAUGAUUGGCUGGCAAGACGCACAAUUCAACCACGGGAAGUGGAACACCCUCUCAACAAUCUUUCAGUGCAAAGCUCAGCUAUUGAACUCACUGGUGUUUUCCAACCAGCCAGACAGUCCUAAAACAAGUAUGCAGUUCAUUUGCUAAGGAAUGGAGGAAGCAAGUUUGUGCCUUGGUGUAUCUUCAGCAGUGCCUGAAGCUGAUGUCCAGCUCAACAAACCAGUACUAAAUGGCCAGUAUCCAAUAACGCAGAAGCUGCAUCAGUUGACAACACAACUGGGACAUGCCUUUCCAGAACUCCAGACCAGACAAACCCCUGAGGAGAAAGCAGCAAUUUCACUGGAGGAAAAGCAUCACAUGCCUGUGGCUAACCAGCCAAUCAACAACCAAAUGACCAUGCUGGCAAAUCAGCUAAAUACAGACAUUGACACUAACUUGAGUCUGAAUGGGAGAGUUGACUUACAGCACUUCUUAAAUGGACAGAACCUUGGCAUAAUUUCACAGAUGAAUGGCACAGAAGAUGAUGCAAAAAAAUCCAGAAAGUACCCGUGUCCCAUUUGUGGUAAGCGCUUUCGGUUUAACAGCAUUUUGUCACUCCAUAUGCGUACUCACACUGGAGAAAAACCAUUCAAAUGUCCUUACUGUGAUCACAGGGCAGCUCAGAAAGGUAACUUGAAGAUCCAUCUCCGCACUCACAAACUUGGCAAUCUUGGGAAAGGUCGUGGAAGGGUCAGAGAAGAAAAUAGGCUUCUACAUGAGCUGGAAGAAAGGGCCAUCUUGAGGGAUAAACAGAUGAAAAGUGGCUUAGGCCAGCCAAGAGCUGAUGGGAAGCAGCAUCAGGCUGUUGUUAGCUCUACGAGCUUGCCUUUACCAGCCAGUCAGAGUAGUUCUGACAUUUCUAAUACAAUCUGUACUCCCAAGCCUACAGGUGCACAGGAAGAACCAACAGCUGCUAUUGUGGGAUUCAGGUGCACCUUUUGCAAGGGGAAGUUUAAGAAACGUGAGGAGCUGGACCGUCAUAUUCGAAUACUGCACAAACCUUACAAGUGCACCCUUUGUGAAUUUGCUGCCUCUCAGGAGGAAGAUUUGAUCAGUCAUGUGGAGAAAGCACAUAUAACUGCUGAAUCAGUGCCAGGUCAAGGGUCGAGUGGAAAUGGAGAGCAACCCAGCAAUGAAUUCCGCUGUGAAGUUUGUGGUCAGAUCUUCAGCCAGGCCUGGUUCCUGAAAGGUCACAUGCGAAAGCACAAGGAUUCUUUUGAACAUAGCUGUCAGAUUUGCGGACGACGAUUCAAGGAGCCCUGGUUUCUCAAAAACCACAUGAAGGUGCAUCUUAACAAAUUAGCUGUAAAGAACACAUCUCAAAGUGACCCAGAGGUGCCUGUGACUUUAAAUAAUAUGGUGCAAGAUUCCCACUCCAAUGUCUAUUCAGCGUAUGUAUCUUGUUUACAGAGUGGUUUUUUAUCGCCUGAUAAAUUGAGCUUAAAUGAACAAAGCCAGCUCCAUUAUAAUAAAGCAGAAAUUGCGCGGAAGGAAAAAGAAAUGCUUGGGAAGCUAUUAGUGCCCGUGAGUAGCACAACCCGUGGUGUAGUGGAAGGAGAGAAACGUUCCUUACUGGGAUGUCUGACCUUGGCACCUCCUUUAAAGGCCAGCUGCAUGGAGCGUUUGCAGGCAGUAGCCCGUGUGGCAGAGUUUGAUCCCGUAAACAGCUACCAGGCCUGGCAGCUGGUGACAAGAGGAAUGGCAAUGGAGCAGGCUGUGCUGCCAAAAAAGCACCUGCACCCUGGUCAGGAAGAAAAUCUGACCAAUGCAGGUGUCAACUUUGACAAGAAGAAAGGAGAAUUUGUUUCUGUGGCUGGAGAUAAAUCAAAGCAGAAACUAGAUGGCACUAAAAGAAGUAACCUGAGUGACGUUUCUGGUAAAGAUGAUUUAAUGGGAAGCAGGGAAUUUAUGGCACAAGGAAUGAAUCAAGGUCUGGAAUAUAAAAUUUCUGGAUUAGGACAGAAUCAUGGAACAAUGAAAGAAAAGCCAACUGAAUGCCCAGACUGUGGCAGAGUAUUUCGAACCUAUCAUCAAGUUGUUGUCCAUUCCAGAGUUCAUAAGAAGGGUAGGAAGCCUGGAGAUGAAGGUGUCCAAGCUGUUUUGGAUGAACGACGUGGAUCUGGAAGUGACCAAGAUUCCCAGUCAGUUAGCAGGUCAACUACACCUGGAUCAUCUAAUAUAACUGAGGAUAACACAACUGCAGGUGGCUUCUCCGUGACAGGAAGUACACAAGAAGAUAGUCCAAACCCAUCUUCUCCUUCAUCUUCAGAUAUAGGAGAGGAAGUGGGGAGGCCUGCAGGAAUACAACAGCCUUCUUUACUGAGAGAUCGAGUCCCCGGAUCAGCCACGAGGGAUUGCCCUUACUGCGGGAAAUCGUUCAGAACAUCCCAUCAUCUGAAAGUUCACCUGCGAAUACAUACAGGGGAAAAGCCGUACAAGUGUCCUCACUGCGACUAUGCCGGAACCCAAUCAGCAUCCCUGAAAUAUCAUUUAGAACGCCACCACCGGGAGCGGCAGAAUGGAACAAGCCCUCUGCCAGGGCAGUCUCACACACACCAAGAGCAUUCUGAAGAGGCAGCAAAUAAAAACCAGGUGUUUAUGAGGCCAGAAGUACUGAGGGGAGUAACAAAAAGCAUGCCAGGAACUGACCUCAGGAGUGGCUUGGUUCCUCAGCAAUGGCCUGUAGGAGUGAUUUCGCCUGCAGAACGCCAUGUACUUGGAGCUGGUGUCACACCGGAGCAUCAAUCUGAAAGUCUGAAAACUACUUCUGAGGUAUGUAGUGAGGAAACCCCAAGUCUUUCUGAUCUGAGCAGAGCUUUCCAGAGCCUGGCUGGAAAUGGAGUCAAUUUUCAAGGAUCUUUGCAAGCCUUUAUUGACACUUUUGGACUGAGAUCUUUGGAGAAAGAAAAAGAAAUGAUGGAAAGAGUCUAUAGUGAAACCACAAGUAUAAAGCAGUCUAACUCAAAAUCAGCACUUGAGAAACACACAAAGAAUGCAGCCUCUGAAGAUUGUGAAGGAAGGGCUGAAGGUCAGCCAUCUGAAGAAAAGGCAAUUGUCAAAUCUAGAUCAACUGCAGAAAAAUCCCAAUAUGAACCACUGGAUUUGUCUGUGAGACCUCUGUCACAUGAUUCUGCCUCAAUCCCUGGUGCAACCAUUACCAUUCAGGAUAACAUUACUUGGCACGGGUGUCUAUUCUGUUCCUUCACAACUUCAUCCAUGGAAUUAAUGGUUCUUCACCUUCAAGCAAAUCACUUGGGAAAAUCAAAACGAAAAGAAAACCUUUUAGGAUUUGCUGGAAAUGGAAAUGAUCUUCAAGGGGAGCCUUCAUCUAUUGCAAAAAAAACCUGUUUGCCGGUGUCUCCUGUUGUUACUAAGAAAGAUAUGAUAGCUGCAAAACCACUUGAUAAGGCUGAUUCCUCCACAGAUAAAAUAUUACAACCAGGCCAGUCUAGUGAUUCUUUGGGAGAUCACAAGAAGCCUUUUGUUAACCCCAUGGACUCUAGCCUGAGCUCUCUAGUGACAGACUUUUACAAACAAUUCAACAAAUAUUCAAAUGUCGGUGGGCCAGGAACACCUAUUUUGAGUACAACUCAUGAAUCUGAAUUGAAAUGUCCACCUGAAAAUACGUUGAACCUUGUUUCAUCAGGAGCUACAAGCAUGAGUCCUUCUGGUGAAGUAGGUCAUCAACCAGGCAGUGAUGAAACAGGGUCUGUAAAUGAUCAAGAUGUAGACGAUCAAGAUGCAUUAGCGGACAUAAACCAACCGUUAACCUCUGAUGAAGAAAGUUCUGAUGAGGAAGAUCCAAUUCAAAGUGCAGCUCUUUCACAAGGAUCAGAGAACCUUCUGAGUUCCAUGGGUAAACCUCAAGGUGGACCUUGGCACAAUUUGAAUCUUCUGCCAACUCACGAUAUUCCAUCAGGACUGGCCAACCAGGAGCAUGUCCAUGACCAUCAGCUUCUGGACCAGCAGAUGAACAUGCUCUCUGUUCUGAGAGCUUACAGCACAGACAACAUGGCAGCUUUCAAUGGUAGUUCAAUCAGCAGCAGCAGCACUAAGAGAUCAGACUUAUCAGGUCACAGGCCUUUCCAGUGCAGAUACUGCCCAUACAGUGCCUCUCAGAAGGGGAACCUGAAGACUCAUGUUAUGUGCGUGCAUCGCAUGCCUUUUGACAACAGCCAGUACCCAGAUCGCAGGUUCAAGCGCUCACGAGUUGAAACGGAAGCUCCUGGGAUUUCAGAGGAAGCAAGUGUUGUGAAACCUGGGAGCUCAUGUGAACUGCCAGUGGAAACCAGUCAGGACCAAGAGUAACGCAGUGGAACAAUAUAAAUACUUGCAAUAUACAUUUUUACAGAGCUUUUUUGAUAUGCAUUCAGAAUGAGCAAAUGUUUAUGGCAUUCCAGGGAAAGAACUUAUGGACUAUAUAAAAAUAACAUCCCAGUAUUGUGAUCAACAGUAUAGAACAUAAAAACAGGAGUUUCCAGUCCUCCCAAAUGGCUGCCAAACUGUUACCUAGCAACAAGUACUUCAAAACAUCACAGGUGGGAGGAUAAAGUGGGUCUAAAAGGUGGGAGGAGGUCAUCAGUUACUUAAAAGCAGGACAUUUAAAAGUUUAAAGUGGUCUUUGUCCAAAAAUAAUGCUCUUAACAGAAAAAUGAUACCAUCUGAAUGAUUUAGCAUUGCCUUGAAGAUCUGGGGCUGUGUUUUCAGUGUUGAAAACACCUUUAUAACAUGACACCAGCUGCUGUCAUUCGCUUAGCAUAGUAAUGAGAUGUGUUGGUAGACUGCCAUGGUGCCAGUCUGACUGGAGCUGUCAUUGCAGAAAAAAUCAAUUCAAGCGGUGUCGCAACUGCACUAUAGAAGAAAUCUUAGACGGCCCACGAACUAGGGUCAGUAGUGACCUACAGUAAAGUGGGUUGUGAUGUAACAUUUUCACAUUUUUUUCAAAUCAUAGCCAAAUGCAUCAAUGGAAGAGAAUGAGACACAAUGCAAAUGUGUUAGCCAUUUACUUUUUUUGUUAUCAGUUUGCAGUGUGGAGGGAAGAAAGCAUUUUUUUCUUUACUUAAAGGAGUUUUCUUCUGUGGAGAAGUAGGUUAUCAAUAAUCAAAUUAUAGACAAGUGGGGGGUUUCGAGGGGUGGGGGUGAGUGUUACUGAGCACUGAAAGCUGUUAAGCCUGACAGUAGAGGGCACUAGUGGGAAGUGGGAUGUUUGUAGCAAAGGAUCAUCAUGAUUUUUACUUGAACAGAAUCCCCAGGAGCAACAAUUUGCUAAUUUUUGUAAAUGUGAAGGACAGAAAACAUGAGUUUCUCCUGAAACGUUAUUAAAUAGUAGAGAUGAUGAAGAAGCCCAAUGAUCCAUAAUUUCCUGCAUAUGUAUUAAAAAAAAUACUGUUAAAAUGUUCAGUCUUUUUCCUUUGUUUUUUUUUGUAAAACAGAAACAAUGGAACUUGUGGUGUAUUUUUAUGAAUUUUAGCUUUUGUACAAUUCGGAAUCUCCAGAGUUUAAUUUCAUCAUUAUAUAGGAAGCGUUGAGGAAGUAGAAGCUUGUGAUGAAUGACGUGAUUAUAACAUUCUAGAAAGAUGAUAUAUGAAGGUUUUUAGCAACACAAAAUCAGCCCGAAAUUAAAAUCAAGUAAGCUUAUAGCCUUUGGAAUCUUACUUCCUUCAUCAAAAGCAAAACUGGUGCUUCUUCUUCCAAUGGUAGAUGAGUAUUAGUGUCUUCUGAAACAAAAGUCAGACUUAAAAAGUCACUAUCUUUCCAUGUAGGCUGGGAGCAGAAAGUAAAUCCUAGGGCCUUAAAGCUUCUGUUCUGCCUAAAGCAGUUUACAGUAAUCAGAAACUGCAAUCUAUGAUUUGUGUAAAUAAGAAAAAAAGCUUAGUACUAACCUGAGAUAAGGAUAAAAUCUCAGGCUAAGAGAGAAGUAAGGUUUGCAUAUGCUGGCUACUAGGAAGUCAACCAACUGAAGCCACAGUUUAAUUGAGGUCGCUAACUUGGACCUAUCUGGCGUAUAGCAAGCUGGUUUUAUUGUUUUCUAGUAUAGUUCUCACUGCCUUACUUAAACCCAGAUGAUAAACUUAAUGCAACUGUUUCUAAAGAUCCCAGUAAGGGAUCGAGAUGUUAUUAAACAUUUCUGAACGACUGUAGUAAGCUUUAGGAUAUUAACUGCACUACUGUGUUUGGUGACUGUGUCAGUCGCUUGCUUUCGUGUGUGUGCGUGUGCGUGUGUAUGUGUGAGUGUGUGCCGCCUACAGUAUCUUAGCAAACACAUUCCAUUCUUGCACUUUUGAAAUCUUUCAGUAUUCUUCUGUGUCUUUCAGCAUUUCAGAUGACAGGCAAUAAUUCUGUUUGUGACACUGGAAACAUUUCCCUUUCUGUGACGUGUGCGUUGAUUCCAUUUAGUCAGGUGCUACUGUCCCUCUUUUUUUUUCCCUCUGACGUAGACCUUUCCAGAACAUUUGUAACUUCUAAUACAAAUAAGUGACAGCAGCAGUGAUACAUUGUCAGAUUCUGAAUAACAUCAUGCUUCACAAAUCUAAACAUGUCAACAUUUCUCUGUACUUCUGUAGUGUGUGAAACUGGUCAUGAUAUUGUCUACAUUCCUAAAUGAAGGAGUUCCUAUCUUGGAGGAGAUCUGAGAUCAAUAGAGUAGAGGAUUUUGUUGCCUUGCUUGUAACAAGUAGAUGACUUUGUAUUUAAAGUUUAUUCUUGGUCAUUAUUUAUUAUACAUCAGUUGACAGAACUUUAUUCUGGUAUAGAAGUAUAAAAGUUGUUUUUCAGCGAUGACUGUUUUCUUUCCGCUGUUAGAAGCAAGAUGUCUUUGAAGCAGUACAGUUUUAUCCAGUGUUUUACGCAAUAAAACCUCUACCUCUGAAA